Messenger RNA from Dentiscutata erythropus, 384 nucleotides. Lineage: Eukaryota; Fungi; Glomeromycota; Glomeromycetes; Diversisporales; Gigasporaceae. The record is from the annotation of a GenBank genome assembly.
AUGGGAAAGCCUUUAAGUGAUCCUAUUGAUGUAUAUUCAGACUGGGUCGAUGCAUCAGAACAUGUUCGACCAGAGGGAGGUCUUUCUCACGGAGAUUAUGGCGACGACAAUGAACAAAAUGAAAGGGAAGAAGAUGAUGAAGGAACAUAUCAGAGUAGUCAUCGAAAACCAAAAUUUGACGGUAAAGCAACUUACGGUGAACUGAGUAAAUUCCAAGUGACUAAAUCUGGAUCUUUGUUGGAUGUAAAAAAAACUACCUUGAUUAGAGAUUAUCGUAGGAGUGGAAAAGGUGUUGAAAUCUAUGGAAUAUGGUUCUAUGCUGGUCACGAAGCGUUUAAGUGGUACAUGAAAAAUGCUGAAAGUGGUGCUUCAAAUAGAGAGUAG